GCUAAAUUCUUGAGCCGCCCUGAGCAUUGAAAGGGAGAAUAACAGGAACAAACGCACAGUGUUAUGUACUUAGUAUUAUUGCAAAUUUGUCAGAUAUUUAACUUAGGGGUGCAUAUUCACCCGCUUUGAAACUGCAAACGGUAAAUGCAAGUUGUCGUGACCAACAGUUAAAGAAGCAUGUCAACGUUUGACAGCUAACGAAAAUAAUACCUUCCUCCUUCUAGAAGAGCGAACCAGCUAGCCAUCCGCUAGAACGUUAGCAGCUGGGUAACUAAAGGUUAGCAUCAAAACGCUUGACAUAGAAAGCUAAUUAACGUUGCACAUCUCUCCGGUGCAGAAGCCAGUGUUGGGUGUUUCUCAAAAACAAGGUUUCUGUAUUUAACAAAACGGUAAAUAGAAUUACACGACAAUGCAGCUAACCUACCAAUUCGAGAUAGCUGAAUCAAUGUUAAGCGCAUGUUCUUGGUAGUCGAAAACCUAGUUUAAUUCGAGCAAGGUAAAAUUAACCCAGUGUUAGACGUUAUUGUAAGCAAAGUCAACGACGCAAACUAUUGCUAUCUGCUUGCUAACUAGUGGUGUAUGGGUUAUCGACCUAAGCAGGCGAGUAAACCAUGAUGAGCCGCCUCUACGUUAGCCAGCAACACCUUAGCUAACGUUAGCUACAGUAUUGGCCAGCUAGGUAGCUAAUGCUGUCUUGUUACUACAAUUAAUCCGAGACUAAGUGAACUGAAGAAAAGCAUCUGGGCCCACUAAACAUGGCGUCAGAGGAGGCAUCAUUGCGUGCACUGGAGACCCUUAUGACAGAGUUCUUUCACAGCUGCACGACCAAUGAGCGAAAGAGAGAGAUAGAAGAGCUACUGAACAACUUUGCUCAGCAGACAGGAGCGUGGCGCCACUGCUUGUUCUUCCUCUCCAAUACUCGGAAUGAGUAUGUGAUGAUGUACAGCUUAACAGUAUUUGAAAACCUGGUGAACAAGAUGUGGAUUGGUGUUGCUUCGCAAGACAAGAUGGAAAUUCGUAGCUGUUUGCCCAAACUCCUGCUCGCUCAACACAAAGCAGUGCCCUAUUUCAUCCGUAAUAAACUCUGCAAAGUCAUUGUUGACAUUGGUCGCCAGGACUGGCCAAUGUUCUAUCAUGACUUCUUUACAAACACCCUGCAGUUGAUCCAGUCCCCAUCUCUUGCUCCACUGGGGUUGGUGAUGUUGAAAACCACAUCAGAGGAACUUGCAUGUCCUAGAGAAGAUCUGAGUGUCGCUAGGAAGGAUGAGCUCCGUAAGCUGUUGCUGGAGCAGGUACCAACAGUGCUUGGACUGUUGACAGGUAUCCUGGAAACUUAUUGGGACAAGCACAGUAUCAUUGCUUCCACCCCACCUCCUUCACCCACCUCAGGGGAAAGUGUGGAAUUGCUGGGCAGUUUGUUUCAGGGCAGCCAGUACUCAAAGCUGCUUUGCCAGCCCAUGGCAACAUUGGACAAUGAGAGUCAGCAGCUCUGCUGUCUUGUUUUGGAGUGUUUGGCUCACCUGUUCAGCUGGAUCCCCCUGUCCACAAGCAUCACACCUACUCUGCUGGCAUCCAUUUUCCACUUUGCACGUUUUGGCUGUGAUCUUCGGACAAAGACCAAGACGGGUUCCUUCAUCUCUUCUAACUCCUCCUCCUCUAAUGGUCAGCUUAAUCCAGGGACAAUGCCACCAACAUCAAAUGGAGGAGAACGAAAUGGACAGCAGAGUGAGGGCAGCAAGGUGGAUCGUUCCCAGCUCGGUGUACUCGCCAUGACCUGUGUCAAUGAGCUUGUGUCAAAGAACUGUGUGCCAAUGGAUUUUGAGGAAUACCUGCUGCGCAUGUUCCAGCAAACUUUCUUUCUCCUUCAAAGGCUGACACGAGAGAAUAAUGCUCAUACAGUUAAGAGCCGCCUACAGGAACUUGAUGAGAGUUACUUGGAAAAGUUCACUGAUUUUCUGCGCCUGUUUGUCAGUGUUCACUUGAGGCGGAUUGAGUCCAGUCCUCAGUUUCCAAUUGUAGAGUUUCUUGCCCUGCUUUUCAAGUAUACUUUCAACCAGCCUACCCAUGAAGGCUACUUUGCCUGUUUGGAUAUAUGGAGUGUCUUUUUGGAUUUUCUAACAACCAAAAUCAAAAGCAGACUCGCUGACAGAGAAAGUGUUCUAAAUAGGUACAAAGACGCCUUAGUUCUCCUGUUAAGGGAAGUUCUGCAUCGCAUACAGUUCAGAUAUAAUCAGGCCCAGUUGGAAGAGCUUGAUGAUGAGACUCUGGAUGAUGAUCAACAGACAGAAUGGCAAAGGUACCUGCGUCAGAGUCUGGAGGUGGUUGCCAAGGUGAUGGAGUUGCUCCCAUCCCAUUCAUUCUCUACUCUGUUUCCAGUCCUCCAAGAAAAUUUGGAUGUGUACAUGGGUUUGCAGCAGUUUAUUAUCACCACUGGCACAAGUCGGAGGCUCAAUAUUUCUGCAGAGAAUGAUUGCCGUCGACUUCACUGUUCUCUCAGGGACCUCAGCUCCCUGCUUCAGGCAGUUGGACGCUUGGCUGAGCAUUUCAUCGGGGAAAUCUUUGCUGCACGUUUCAGUGAUGCCCUGGCAGUGGUGGAGAGAUUGGUUAAAGUGACAUGCUACGGCUCUCAGACUAGCCUUUACGACCUGGAGACCGCUGUGCCUUCUGUGCUCAAGCCAGACCUCAUUGAUGUACAUGCACAGGCCCUUGCUGCUUUGCAAGCCUACUCUCAUUGGCUUGCACAGUUCUACAGUGAGGUCCACAGUCAAAACCAGAGCCAGUUUAUCAACCUCAUCACAUCUGCAAUAGAUGCCAGUAGCCCACUCAUCACAGCUAAGGUACCAGAAAAGUUGCUGCUCUCAGCAUGCCAUCUGAUGGUUUCGAUAACCUCCACAGUACGACCUGUGUUCUUGGUCACUUUGCCAGCUGUUCAAAACAUCUUCAACCUCAUUACUACAGAGAAUCAGAGCCACAGACUUCCCCAAGAGGCUCACAUGUUGGUGUGUAGGGCUCUGUCUAACAUGCUGCUGCUCCCAUGGCCGAAUUUACCAGAGAAUGAACAGCAGUGGCAAACGCGUUCCAGCAACCAUGCCAGCCUACUGGCAGCACUUACUCGAGAGUAUCGUAUUUUAAGAGGGACGGUGAACAUUCCUCCACGGCAACCUGAUCUGAAUAACAUGAAAGCAGUGAUACAGCAGACCCUGCCUGUGCUCAGAGACAUAGUGGACAGCAUAUCUGGGGAAUCCACCAAAUCACGUCAGAUCUGUUACCAGAGUCUUCAGGAGUCUGUCCAAGUGUCCCUCAGCCUUUUCCCAGUGUUUAUUCAGCAGCCAGAUGUGACAGAUGAGAUGUUGGCCUUCUUCCUGACGCUUUUUCAGGCAUUGCGAGUACAGAUGGGUGUUGCCUUCACAGGACAGAUCAUCCACACUUUCCUCAGCAUGUUCACCAGGGAACAGCUGGCAGCCAGUAUUUUGCAAGAGGGCAGUGCAGGGUGUAGAGUGGUGCAGAAGUUCUUGAAAAUCCUGCAGGUGGUGGUGCAAGAGCCGGGUCAAGCUUUCAAGCCCUUCCUGCCGAGCAUCCUUUCUCUGUGCAUGGAGCAGGUUUACCCAGUUGUGGCAGAGCGGUCUUCCCCAGAUGUGAAGGCAGAGAUGUUUGAGUUGUUAUACCAAAUACUUCACCAAAACUGGAGGUACUUUUUUAAAGCUUCAGUCUUAACAAAAGUCCAAAGAGGAGCUGCUGAAGAGGCCAUGGAAAAUGAGGCACAGUUCACAGCUGCCAUGCAGGUUUUCGGGCAGUCUUUCCUGCAGCCUGACAUUCACAUCUUCAAGCAGAAUCUCUCCUAUUUGGAGUCUCUUAACAGCAAGCACAAGUUGUAUCACAGAAAACUUUUCCGGACUUCGAUGCUCUUCCACUUCAUCAACGUGCUCCUGCAGGUCCUCCUCCACAAAAGUCACGACCUCCUUCAGGAGGAAAUCACCGUUGCUAUUUACAACAUGGCCUCUGUGGACUUCGAUGCCUUCUACUCUGCCUUCAUGCCAGAGUUCCUCAAUGGCUGCCAGGGUGUGGACACCAGCCAGCGAGCUGUUCUCGCACGCAACUUUAAACUUGAACGGGACUUGCCUUCGUUCACUCAAAGUGUGCAGCGGCUGGUGAAUGAUCUUCGCUACUACAGACUUUGUAAUAGUAGCCUGCCCACUGGCACCAUCAAGCUAUAGCACAAUGACUGCUUGAACCACUCCACACAUUGACUAUGAUCAAGGACUGCCUGUGCUGACCACUUUGCCCAACACUCCUCCAAUUCAGCUUUGGUCCAUCUAUUCAAAGUAAUAGAAAGGAACAACACACCUUGUUUGGUUGAGUAAUAGGAGGUUCAGGAUGCUGCUGAUUUGUCUUUGAUUUCUACUGUAGAAGGUUGGCGCAUAAUUAUUUUUUUUAAAAAGCAGCGCCCUCCUUAUGUGUUGCCAAUGAUAAUUUGGCAAGAAAUGUAAACCUGGUCUGCAGUUGGCUUUUGCCCAGACCUGGAGCUGUCUGAGCCAGGCCUUCUUUCCCAAGCCUCCACAAGAAAGCUGGGCUGGGACUGAGCACUUUCAACUCAUUUUGAGUUUUUAAAAUGAUUGCUUUUAUUCAUUUUGCCUUUGAUUUUUCUUCAUCUCCAAAGGAGACGGACUGUCAACUUAAGAUCUUUCAUAUCAUUCCAUUCUGAAAAAGAGAAAACCUGCUUGAUAAAUAAAGUGCUUUUUUAGUAAAACUCAGGUACUUGUUAUUUCAUGAACUUAUUUAAUCUUGUAGUUUUAUUUCAGUAUUUGUGAGAAUAAUGGUUAUAUUGAGUUUAAUUAAGAGAUUCUUACUUGUGCCAGUGGAGACUUUUCUUUAUGUUUACACUGUUUUGCUUUACACUUGUCGUAGGCCUCGUUUUAAAAUUGCUUUUAACUUUGAUUCAUCUACUUCAACUGCUGAAUAUGCAUUUUUAGAACACAUGCACAAAUAAUGAAAUAGUUGGUCUGGGUCUUGACAGAGACGGUGUGUACAGCAGAGCAGAUUGUAAUGUGAAUUGCUAAAAGCCUUUGACAGACAGGUAUGAUGGCAUGUAACACAUCACAUGUGACAAAUGUUGUGUGAGAACACAGCAUGCGGAAGAUAGGAAGCAUAAACACAGGGAGAAUAAACAACGUCACAAACUUGACACGAAAUGUCGCAUCAUCAUUUCUGUCGGUUGAACGUGGAGCGAGAGCUGCAGCUUCAGUGUUGGUGUGCGUUGCUGUGAAUCUAUUCUGCAUUUUAGAUGAUCGAAUUGAAUUGUUGCCUUAAUACUGAAGCCAAAUGUUUGUUUAGUUCUGUUAACUUUUACUGCAUGUUAAACUCUGUGAUUGCAGGGUAUUGGGCAAUAGGGUGACAGACUGGACUUUUAUGUAUUUCAGCACAACCUACAGGUUGAUGAGGGGAGCAGAACGAAUGGACUUGAAUAGUAGACUCCCUCAGUGUGAUUGGAGCUUGUUUUGCCUCAAAAUCUCAUCAUGAUGCUAAAUUAGUUGUGUCUUUAAUGUAACAAUAUGGGGGUUACCAUUGUAAGAUGUUCGGACUCCAUUUAAUACCAAUUAAACUGACUUUAAAUGCA
Scatophagus argus is the source of this 5614-nucleotide messenger RNA. It is a transcript of the gene xpo6, whose product is annotated as exportin 6. Bases 756 to 4214 code for a protein of 1152 amino acids. Lineage: Eukaryota; Metazoa; Chordata; Actinopteri; Scatophagidae. The transcript is spliced from 24 exons. Gene Ontology annotation, biological process: protein export from nucleus. The record is from RefSeq and is a predicted model, not a curated record. Gene Ontology annotation, molecular function: small GTPase binding; nuclear export signal receptor activity.